CCCGCGCGCUCUCGCUCGCCGCGGUGCCUGCUGACCCGGCCGGCCUCCGGUUUGUCCGCAGCGCGGCUGAGGAAACUUGAACAUAACUUCAAAAGAGGAUUUGCUUCUUUAUUUCUGAUUGCAUAUACAUACCAAGGCCAUCAGAAUGUCGGGAGCAUCAGUAAAGGUAGCUGUUCGGGUACGGCCCUUCAACUCUCGAGAGACCAGCAAGGAGUCCAAAUGCAUUAUCCAGAUGCAAGGCAACUCAACCAGUAUUAUUAACCCAAAGAACCCAAAGGAAGCUCCAAAAUCCUUCAGCUUCGACUACUCCUACUGGUCUCAUACCUCACCGGAAGAUCCCUGUUUUGCAUCUCAAAAUCGUGUGUACAAUGACAUUGGAAAGGAAAUGCUCUUACAUGCCUUUGAGGGAUACAAUGUCUGUAUUUUUGCAUAUGGACAGACUGGUGCUGGGAAAUCUUACACAAUGAUGGGUAAACAAGAAGAAAGUCAAGCGGGCAUCAUUCCACAGUUAUGUGAAGAAUUAUUUGAGAAAAUCAAUGACAACUGUAAUGAAGAAAUGUCUUACUCUGUUGAAGUGAGCUACAUGGAAAUAUACUGUGAGAGAGUACGAGAUUUGCUGAAUCCAAAAAACAAGGGUAAUUUGCGUGUGCGUGAACACCCUCUUCUUGGACCUUAUGUGGAGGAUCUGUCAAAGCUGGCAGUCACUUCCUACACAGACAUCGCUGACCUCAUGGAUGCUGGGAACAAAGCCAGGACAGUGGCAGCUACCAACAUGAAUGAAACAAGUAGCCGUUCCCACGCUGUGUUUACCAUUGUUUUCACCCAGAAGAAACAAGACACUGAGACCAACCUUUCCACUGAGAAGGUCAGUAAAAUCAGCUUGGUGGAUCUAGCAGGAAGUGAACGGGCUGAUUCAACUGGUGCCAAAGGAACUCGAUUGAAGGAAGGAGCAAAUAUUAAUAAGUCUCUUACAACUUUGGGCAAAGUCAUUUCAGCCUUGGCAGAGGUGAGUAAAAAGAAGAAGAAAACAGAUUUUAUUCCAUACAGGGACUCUGUACUUACUUGGCUCCUUCGGGAGAAUUUAGGUGGCAAUUCUCGGACUGCGAUGGUAGCUGCUCUGAGCCCAGCAGAUAUCAACUACGAUGAAACUUUGAGCACUCUGAGAUAUGCUGAUCGUGCAAAACAAAUAAAAUGCAAUGCUGUUAUCAAUGAGGAUCCCAAUGCCAAACUGGUUCGUGAAUUAAAGGAGGAGGUGACAAGACUGAAGGACCUUCUUCGUGCUCAGGGACUGGGAGAUAUUAUUGAUACAUCCAUCGGGUCUCUUACUUCAUCUCCAUCUUCCUGCUCACUCAGUAGUCAGGUGGGCUUAACAUCUGUAACCAGUAUUCAAGAGAGGAUCAUGUCUACACCUGGAGGUGAAGAAGCCAUUGAACGCCUAAAGGAGUCAGAGAAGAUCAUUGCUGAGUUGAAUGAAACCUGGGAAGAGAAGCUGCGUAAAACGGAGGCGAUCAGAAUGGAGAGAGAGGCCUUGUUGGCUGAAAUGGGAGUUGCCAUUCGGGAAGAUGGAGGAACCCUAGGAGUUUUCUCACCUAAAAAGACCCCACAUCUUGUUAACCUCAAUGAAGACCCACUAAUGUCUGAAUGCCUGCUUUAUUACAUCAAAGAUGGAAUUACAAGGGUUGGCCAAGCAGAUGCUGAGCGGCGCCAGGAUAUAGUGCUAAGUGGGGCUCACAUUAAAGAAGAACAUUGUAUCUUCCGGAGUGAGAGAAACAACAGUGGUGAUGUUAUUGUGACUUUGGAGCCAUGUGAGCGCUCAGAAACCUACGUAAAUGGCAAGAGGGUGGCUCAGCCUGUCCAGCUGCGCUCAGGAAAUCGUAUUAUCAUGGGUAAAAACCAUGUUUUUCGCUUUAACCACCCGGAGCAAGCACGAGCUGAACGGGAAAAGACUCCUUCUGCUGAGACCCCCUCCGAACCUGUGGACUGGACGUUUGCCCAGAGAGAGCUUCUGGAAAAACAAGGAAUUGAUAUGAAACAGGAGAUGGAGAAAAGGCUACAGGAAAUGGAGAUCCUAUACAAAAAGGAGAAGGAAGAAGCAGAUCUCCUCUUGGAGCAGCAGAGACUGGAUUAUGAGAGUAAAUUGCAGGCCUUGCAGAAGCAGGUUGAGACGAGAUCCCUAGCUGCAGAAACAACUGAAGAGGAAGAAGAGGAGGAAGAAGUUCCUUGGACACAGCAUGAAUUUGAGUUGGCUCAAUGGGCCUUCCGGAAAUGGAAGUCUCACCAGUUUACUUCAUUAAGGGACUUACUCUGGGGUAAUGCCGUUUACCUGAAGGAGGCCAAUGCCAUCAGUGUGGAAUUGAAGAAAAAGGUGCAAUUUCAGUUUGUUCUGCUGACCGACACACUGUACUCACCAUUGCCUCCUGAGUUACUUCCCACUGAGAUGGAGAAGACGCAUGAAGACAGACCUUUCCCUCGUACAGUAGUAGCAGUAGAAGUCCAGGAUCUGAAAAAUGGAGCGACACAUUAUUGGUCUUUGGAGAAACUCAAGCAGAGGCUGGAUUUGAUGCGAGAGAUGUACGACAGGGCAGGGGAGAUGGCCUCCAAUGCCCAAGAUGAGAGUGAAACCCCCAUGACUGGCAGUGAUCCUUUUUAUGAUCGGUUCCAUUGGUUCAAACUUGUAGGAAGCUCCCCCAUUUUCCACGGCUGUGUGAAUGAGCGCCUUGCCGACCGCACACCCUCCCCCACUUUUUCCACGGCUGAUUCCGACAUCACUGAGCUGGCUGACGAGCAGCAAGAUGAGAUGGAGGAUUUUGAUGAUGAGGCAUUCGUGGAUGACACCGGCUCUGACGCAGGGACGGAGGAGGGAUCAGAUCUCUUCAGUGAUGGGCAUGACCCGUUUUACGACCGAUCCCCCUGGUUCAUUUUAGUGGGAAGGGCAUUUGUUUACCUGAGCAAUCUGCUGUAUCCGGUCCCUCUGAUCCAUAGGGUGGCUAUUGUCAGUGAGAAAGGUGAAGUGCGGGGAUUUCUGCGUGUGGCUGUACAGGCCAUUGCAGCGGAUGAAGAAGCACCUGAUUAUGGCUCUGGAAUUCGACAGUCAGGAACAGCUAAAAUAUCUUUUGAUGACGAGUACUUUAAUCAGAGUGACUUUACUUCAGUUGCAAUGACUCGUUCUGGUCUUUCGUUGGAGGAGCUGAGAAUUGUGGAAGGACAGGGUCAGAGUUCUGAGGUCAUCACUCCCCCAGAAGAAGUUAAUCGAAUGAAUGACUUGGAUUUGAAGUCAAGCACUUUGCUGAAUGGUAAGAUGGUCAUGGAAGGGUUUUCUGAAGAGAUUGGCAACCACCUGAAACUGGGCAGUGCCUUCACAUUCCGUGUAACGGUGUUACAGGCCAGUGGGAUCCUCCCUGAGUAUGCAGACAUCUUCUGCCAAUUCAACUUUUUACAUCGUCAUGAUGAAGCAUUCUCUACUGAACCCCUCAAAAACAAUGGCAGAGGAAGUCCUUUGGGCUUUUAUCAUGUGCAGAAUAUUGCAGUGGAGGUCACUGAAUCAUUUGUGGAGUACAUCAAAACCAAGCCCAUUGUGUUUGAAGUCUUUGGGCAUUAUCAGCAGCACCCCCUUCAUCUGCAGGGACAGGAACUGAACAGUCCACCUCAGCCAUCUCGACGGUUCUUCCCUCCACCCAUGCCACUCUCUAAACCAGUUCCAGCCACCAAGUUAAACACCAUGAGCAAAACCAGCCUUGGGCAGAGUAUGAGCAAAUAUGACCUUCUGGUUUGGUUUGAGAUCAGUGAACUGGAGCCUACAGGAGAGUACAUCCCAGCUGUGGUUGACCAUACAGCAGGCUUACCCUGCCAGGGAACAUUUUUGCUUCACCAGGGCAUCCAGCGAAGGAUCACAGUGACCAUCAUCCAUGAGAAGGGGAGUGAGCUCCACUGGAAAGAUGUUCGUGAGCUGGUGGUUGGCCGAAUUAGGAAUAAGGCUGAGGUGGAUGAAGCUGCAGUUGAUGCCAUCCUCUCCCUAAAUAUUAUCUCCGCCAAGUACCUGAAGUCUUCCCACAACUCUAGCAGGACCUUCUACCGGUUUGAGGCGGUGUGGGACAGCUCCCUACAUAACUCCCUUCUUCUGAACCGAGUGACACCCUAUGGAGAAAAGAUCUACAUGACCCUGUCGGCCUACCUAGAGCUGGAUCACUGCAUUCAGCCAGCCGUCAUUACCAAGGAUGUCUGCAUGGUCUUCUAUUCCCGAGAUGCCAAGGUCUCGCCACCACGCUCUCUGCGCAGCCUCUUUGGCAGCGGUUACUCGAAGUCCCCAGACUCCAAUCGAGUUACUGGGAUUUAUGAACUCAGUUUAUGCAAGAUGGCAGACACAGGUAGUCCAGGCAUGCAGAGGAGAAGAAGGAAAGUCUUGGAUACGUCAGUGGCAUACGUCCGGGGAGAAGAGAACUUAGCAGGCUGGCGGCCCCGUGGAGACAGCCUCAUCCUGGAGCAUCAGUGGGAGUUAGAGAAGCUAGAGCUCCUCCAUGAGGUGGAGAAAACCCGGCACUUCUUGCUGCUUCGUGAGCGACUUGGUGACAGCAUCCCCAAGUCCCUGAGCGACUCACUGUCUCCCAGCCUGAGCAGUGGAACUCUCAGCACCUCUACCAGCAUCUCCUCUCAGAUCUCAACCACCACCUUUGAAAGUGCCAUCACACCCAGUGAGAGCAGUGGCUAUGACUCAGCAGACAUUGAAAGCCUGGUGGACCGAGAGAAAGAGCUGGCAACCAAGUGCCUGCAACUUCUUACCCACACUUUCAACCGGGAAUUCAACCAGGUGCAUGGCAGCAUCAGUGAUUGCAAGUUGUCUGAUAUCUCUCCAAUUGGUCGGGAUCCCUCUGUGUCCAGUUUCAGCAGUGCUACCCUCACACCCUCUUCUACCUGCCCCUCUCUGGUAGACUCAAGGAGCAGCUCUUUGGAUCAGAAGACCCCAGAAGCCAAUUCCCAGGCCUCCAGUCCCUGCCCAGAAUUUGAACAGUUUCAGAUUGUCCCAACUGUGGAAACAUCCUAUUUGGCCCGAGCAGGAAAAAAUGAAUUUCUCAAUCUUGUUCCAGAUAUUGAAGAAAUUAGACCUGGCUCAGUGGUCUCUAAAAAAGGAUACCUGCAUUUCAAGGAGCCAUUUUCCAGUCACUGGGCUAAACAUUUUGUUGUGGUCCGCCGUCCGUAUGUCUUCAUCUACAACAGUGACAAAGACCCAGUGGAGCGUGGAAUCAUUAACCUGUCCACAGCACAGGUGGAAUACAGUGAGGACCAGCAGGCCCUGGUGAAGAUGCCUAACACCUUUGCCGUGUGCACAAAACACCGUGGUGUUCUUCUGCAGGCUCUCAAUGACAAAGACAUGAACGACUGGUUAUAUGCCUUUAACCCACUCCUGGCUGGCACAAUACGGUCAAAACUCUCCCGCAGACGCCCGAGCCAGCUCAAGUACUGACUCUGCUGCGGCUGUCAUGCGCCUUCAGAGAUAAAGAAAGUGUUACCUCUCA
Messenger RNA from Chrysochloris asiatica (Cape golden mole), 5510 nucleotides. It is a transcript of the gene KIF1B, whose product is annotated as kinesin family member 1B. The record is from RefSeq and is a predicted model, not a curated record. Gene Ontology annotation, biological process: microtubule-based movement. The coding region runs from base 146 to 5458 and encodes 1770 amino acids. Lineage: Eukaryota; Metazoa; Chordata; Mammalia; Afrosoricida; Chrysochloridae. Gene Ontology annotation, molecular function: microtubule motor activity; microtubule binding; ATP binding. The transcript is spliced from 47 exons.